Molecule: messenger RNA, 1086 nt
Organism: Lycium barbarum (goji berry)
Lineage: Eukaryota; Viridiplantae; Streptophyta; Magnoliopsida; Solanales; Solanaceae
Product: extensin-2-like
Exons: 1
Coding region: 1-1086 (361 amino acids)
Source: RefSeq, a predicted model, not a curated record
AUGGCUUCUUUUCGGCCAUAUCUUGUAUGGUUUGUGGCGAUACUUUUGGUAUCCAAGAGCGUAGAAGCAAGACAUAGAUUUCAUUCAUGGAGAAAAUAUAGUUACAAGUCAUCUCCAGAGUCGAUACCAAUGUCUGCACCUAAUUUUAACCAGUCACCGCGUCAACUAUCUCCAUCACCACAACCAUCAUCCUCGGAUUAUUACACUUCUAGUCCUGCAUCACCUUUAGGGUGGUUCUCUCCUCAACCAUCCCCAUGGCCUUCUCCUACUUACAACAAGUCUCCAAGUUCACCAACUUCAUCACCACUAUCACCAACUCCAUAUGAUAAAAGUUCACCGCCCUCACCUUCAAGAUGGGCUCCAUCCCCAUAUUACGAUUCAUGGGAACCAUCUCCUAGUUAUACGACAUUGUCUCCUCAAUCAUCGCCUGUACUUGCACCUUCUUACCCUAACCAAUCCCCACCAUCACCUAUAGAAUGGUUCUCUCCUCGACCUUCCCCAGCGCCUUCGUCCACUUACGACGACAAGAAUGCUCCAACUUCACCAACUACAUCGCCACUAUCACCAUCUCCAUAUGAUAAUAGUUCACCGCCCUCACCUUCAGGAUGGGCUCCAUCUCCAUCACGAGCACCAUAUCCUAAUGAUAAAGUAUCUCCUCAGUCAUCGGUUGUACCUAUACCUGUACCUUCGUAUUCUGAUAAGUAUUCACGACAACCUUCUCUAUCACCACUUCCAAAUUACUAUUAUAAAUCACCAUCUCCUCCAUAUAUUUACAACUCUCCACCACCUCCUCCCUAUUAUUACAUGUCCCCACCACCACCAUCACCCUCUCCUCCACCACCAUACUACUAUAAAUCUCCACCUCCACCUCCUCCAUCACCAUCACCCCCUCCUCCAUACGUCUACAAGUCACCACCCCCACCAUCGCCAUCCCCUCCUCCUUCGUAUUACUACAUGUCACCACCCCCACCAUCACCAUCACCAUCCCCUCCUCCUCCAUAUUAUUACAUGUCGCCAUCCCCACCAUCUCCUUCGCCUCCACCUCCUUACUACUACAACUACCCGCCGCCACCUCCAUCUUACUAA